Acanthosepion pharaonis is the source of this 483-nucleotide messenger RNA. NCBI's taxonomy places the organism in Eukaryota, Metazoa, Mollusca, Cephalopoda, Sepiida, Sepiidae. The record is from the annotation of a GenBank genome assembly.
AUGUCGACCGCAUUACGUACACGGGCUAAAACAUUUUCCUCCUCGUCUCUCUCUCCGUCUCUCUCUCUCUCUCCGUCUCUCUCUCUCUCCGUCUCUCUCUCUCUCUCCGUCUCUCUCUUUUCCUUUUCUUGCAUAACAGUAUUUCUUUAUUCUCUUCCUUCAACGUCUAUUUUUCUUUAUCGUUUCCUUCUCUUUUUCCCGUUGCAGCUUCUCUCCUAUUUUAUCUACACUUUCUUUUUCUCUCACAUUUUUCACUCCGACUCUCUGACUCACUGUCUCUUUCUUACUAUCUCUUACCUCUCCCUCUCUCUCCCCUCCUACUUCUACUUUCUUUUUCCUCUCCCACCUCUCUUCAUCACUUCCAUUCUUAUUCUCAAUAAGCUUCUAUCGUUUCGUACCAAAUAUUGUUCUCUUUUCUUGUUUUCUUUUUUUCUCCCUUAUCUACUUCUCCUUUUCUUUCUUCUUUUUUCUUCUUUUUUUUGA